AGUGUGACAGCAGCGUUUCACCGGCUGCAUCUUCAGUGGAUCCAAUGAGGUGACGCCGCGUUCUGGGCCUGACUGCAACUAGUGAGUCGGUGAUAAGGGGAACCAAAACUACCAACUGGGACAACGGAGACGCAGAAAAUCAAACCAGCGCCUUGUGAACCAGUGUGGGAACCAUUGCUGAUAGGCCGGCCUGUGAAAGCUGGAUAGAUUAAUCUGGUUCCCUGAAGAAGCUCAGCAUGGGAGUAAGGAUUCAGAUGUUGGUUCUCACCUCCCUCGUUCUAGCUCUGUUCCCCUCUUUCACAGUCCCUGUAGCUGUCAUGUCAGUCGACCUUGGGAGUGAGUGGAUGAAAAUGGCAAUAGUAAAACCUGGAGUACCAAUGGAGAUAGUACUCAACAGGGAGUCGAGACGGAAAACACCCACCGUGGUUUGUCUUAAGGAAAACGAGAGACUCUUUGGAGACAGUGCACUAGGAGUGUCUGUGAAAAAUCCCAAAACGGUUUAUAGACACCUUCAAAGCCUUCUGGGUAAAAAGCAUGACAACCCCCAAGUGAAUGUCUAUCAGAACCGUUUUCCUGAGCAUCAUCUGCAGGAAGACCCAGUUAGAGGGACAGUUUACUUCAACAGCUCCCAAGAAAUGCGUUACUCACCUGAGGAGCUGCUGGGGAUGGUGCUCAAUUAUUCACGAGGGCUGGCUCAGGACUUUGCAGAACAGCCGAUCAAAGAUGCAGUCAUCACCGUCCCAGCCUUUUUCAACCAGGCAGAGCGGAGGGCAGUCCUACAUGCUGCACAGAUGGCAGGUCUAAAGGUCCUUCAGCUCAUCAAUGACAACACAGCUGUGGCCUUGAAUUAUGGUGUUUUCAGGAGGAAAGAUAUAGACGGCACAGCCAAGAAUGUCAUGUUUUACGAUAUGGGCUCAGGGAGCACAACAGCUACCAUUGUCUCGUACCAGACGGUGAAAACCAAGGAGUCUGGUACCCAGCCACAGCUGCAGAUCCGAGGAGUAGGGUUUGAUCGCAGUCUGGGUGGCUUUGAGAUGGACCUGCGACUGCGAGACCACCUGGCCAAUCUGUUCAACAACCAAAAGAAGAGUCCAAAGGAUGUGAGGGAGAACCACCGAGCCAUGGCCAAACUUCUCAAAGAGGCACAGAGACUGAAGACUGUUCUGAGUGCAAAUGUUGACUUCAUGGCCCAGGUAGAAGGCUUGAUGGAUGAUAUAGAUUUCAAGGCCAAGGUGACCAGAUCAGAGUUUGAGGAACUUUGUGCUGAUCUGUUUGAAAGGGUCCCUGGUCCUGUGCAGGAGGCCCUCACAGCAGCAGAUAUGAAGCUGGAAGAUAUCGAGCAGGUGAUUUUAGUUGGAGGGGCCACACGAGUCCCCAGGGUUCAAGAAGUGCUGCUCAAAGCUGUGGAGAAACAGGAGCUGGGGAAAAACAUCAAUGCAGAUGAGGCAGCAGCGCUGGGUGGCGUUUACCAGGCAGCUGCUCUCAGCAAAGCCUUUAAGGUUAAACCUUUCCAGGUUCGAGAUGCAGCCAUCUUCCCCAUUCAGGUGGAGUUCAUCCGGGAGAUGGAAGAAGAGGGUGUCAAGACCCUGAAACACAACAAGCGCAUCCUGUUCCAGAGGAUGGCGCCUUACCCUCAGCGGAAGGUCAUCACCUUCAAUCGCUAUAUUGAUGACUUUGCCUUCAAUAUCAACUAUGGAGACCUCAGCUUCCUGAGUCAGGAGGACCUCAGCAUGUUUGGCUCGAUGAACCUGACUACGGUCAGGCUAUCAGGAGUGGGCGGCAGCUUCCAGAAGCAUGCAGAUGCUGAGUCAAAGGGAAUCAAAGCUCACUUUAAUAUGGAUGAGAGUGGAGUGCUCCUGCUGGAUCGGGUGGAGUCCGUCUUUGAAACAGUUGUGGAGGAGAAGGAAGAGGAAUCUACUCUAACUAAGCUGGGCAAUACAAUUUCCACCUUGUUUGGAGGAGGAUCCUCUGAGCCUACACCAAAUGUAACUGAACCUGUGCAGGAGGAAGAGGAAGUUCCUCCAGAGUCUGGAAAGGAGAGCAGUGAGGGCCAGCAAGACAAGGAUAAAGAGACAAAAGAUGAUUUAGGAAAAAGUGAAAAUUUAGAGAAAAGCCAAGAGAAAUCUGAGGACACAGCUAGCAAAACCGAGACCCUGGGGGAAAAAGGGGAGAAAUCUGAAGGCUCAGGGACUGUUAAGAAGGCAAAAUCUCAGAAAAGAAGCAAAAUAUCUGAAGAUGUAACCCUGGCACUUCUCAUUAAUGACAUUGUGGACCCCACUGCUGAUGACCUUGUUUCCUCCAAAAAGAAGUUACAAGAUUUGACUGACAGAGAUCUAGCAAAGCAAGAAAGGGAGAAGGUUCUUAACAGUCUGGAAGCAUUCAUCUUUGAGACGCAGGACAAGCUUUACCAGGAGGAUCACCGGCAGGUGGUGACAGAGGAGGUGCAGGAGCAGAUCUUAACCAAGCUGAAGGAAGCUUCAGACUGGAUGGAUGAAGAGGGCUACACAGCCACUACAAAGGAGCUAAGAGAGAAGCUGUCUCAGCUCAAAGGCCUGUGCAAAGACAUGUUUUUCCGGGUAGCAGAGCGGAGAAAGUGGCCAGAGCUCCUAACCACCCUCGACAACAUGCUCAACACAUCAGUGUUCUUCCUCAGGGGGGCCAAGUUGAUUCCCAAGGAUGACCAGAUAUUUACUGAAGUGGAGCUAAAUAUGUUGGAAAAAGUCAUCAAUGAAACAACAAUAUGGAAAAAUGAGACUGUGGCAGAGCAGGAGAAACGAUCUCCGCAGGAGCGACCAGUUCUGCUGUCUAGAGACAUUGAGUCCAAGCUGAUCCUGCUAGAACGGGAAAUGAAUUAUCUGCUCAACAAAGCCAAGUUUUCCAAACCGAAGCCUAAACCUAAAGCUAAGAAUGACAUGAGUGCUGAUGCAGGCAACAAAACAAAUGAUACAGCAGAAGAAAAAGUUCUACCUCCCACAGAGGAAAGUGAGGAGCCAAAGACUGCAGAAAGCUUAGAGGAGCAGAAGCCAGAUGAAUCUUCGCCCACUGAGGAGAGCACUCCACAUACAGCUUCUGACAGCCAAUCACAGCCCACAGAAGAAACGAUAAGUCAAGAGUCUACAGAGAGCACUGCACAUGGAAACCAUGUAGAAGAUGAAUUAUAACAACUGGAUCUGUGUUGGGAAAAGGAUAUCGUUAUUUAUUGACACAUUUUCAGCUUUGUUUGCCUUUUUUUAAUUUUCCCUUUUUUAUUGCCCUGUGUGUUCAGUUGCUGGGCGUAUCCUGGUUAAAGACUGGAGAAAACUCAAUUCACCCACUGUGUCUUGCUGUGUUCUCUUCUGCUCUUUGGAUUCUGGUAACAUUGGAUACUCUAAAGAGGCAGUUUGUUUAAAAAAGAAAACCAGAGACUACGUUUGUGGCCAGAUAUAUGUAGUAAACAAAAAUUUGAAUUCAAUCUUUAAACAAAAGUUUCCAGUGGUCAAGUCUACCAGAAAACAGCCAGAUUAGUAAAUACUUUCAAAAAGUCUGAAUGCUUUAACCAUGGAUGGCCAGCUGGCUUAGAAUUGAACCAAACUCCGCCGGUAUUUGCUCAACAGGAUAGCUUUUGAAUGAUUCACAGAGAAUAUUUUUAUUUUAUUUGUCACAAAGUUAAGUUGUAAGACUGAGAGCAAUUUCCAAAAGUGAGCAAAGUUUAAGUAAAUAUCAGCAGUAAUUACUCAUUUUUGUAACUCUAGAUCUGAUACAGAGACCAGCUCUAUUAGAGAGGGUAAGUUUUAACUGGUCUACAGACUGGAAUGUUUUAAGCAGCAGCAUUUUCCCCUAAUCUGAAAAUGGGGGAGAGUGGUGCUGGAUCAGCUCCCCAGUUUAGAUGGUGGUGAAAGUGUCAACACCGAGUAACUGCUGUUCUGAUUACAAGCUUGGAUACAAUCAAGAUGUAUUCAGAAAGAACAAUGCUUGGCCAGCUAUGGUCCAUCAUGUAGCUAUGGAUCAAGUAUUGGAGAUGAUUUGUUCAGUUUUUCCAGUUAUUAGGCCUGCUCUCAGUCAGGCUUUUUCUGAUGCCUGCAUAAUCUCCAAGAAGAGGAUGUGAAUGGUAAAUGUCAAGGGAGUAAUGUCAUAGGUUUUCACCACUAUAUACACUGUGGGGUUUUCUUUUUACUCUCCAAACCUGUUCCAGUGCCAAGUCAGAGUUGUUUCUAAAACUGAAAAGACCAAUACUAGGACUUUAAAACUAGCUCAUCCCUGUCUGGUUUGAAGAAAGAACGGCUUUCUUUCAGAACCCACCAGACAAUUAAAAUGUGAAUUCUGUGUUUAACUGAAACUCUGAACCUUUCGUCUGCUUGAGUGAUGACAACAAAAAUCUAAAUACUGAAUAUUAAGAAGUUGAGUGAGCACUGAAGUAACGAGGUCACUCUGUCAUGUAGAAAACAAACCAAUGCACAACAUUGAGCUGCUACUGUCCCAUAAUUCACCUUCAGCCUCGUUUGUGUUCCCAAACACACACUGUUGUAAAAACAGUGUUUGCAAAUAAAGCUGUUGUUGGUAGAAUA
Messenger RNA from Fundulus heteroclitus (mummichog), 4544 nucleotides. RefSeq names its product hypoxia up-regulated 1 (gene hyou1). NCBI's taxonomy places the organism in Eukaryota, Metazoa, Chordata, Actinopteri, Cyprinodontiformes, Fundulidae. The record is from RefSeq and is a predicted model, not a curated record. Gene Ontology annotation, cellular component: endoplasmic reticulum chaperone complex. Gene Ontology annotation, biological process: negative regulation of hypoxia-induced intrinsic apoptotic signaling pathway; cellular response to hypoxia; endoplasmic reticulum unfolded protein response. The transcript is spliced from 24 exons. Gene Ontology annotation, molecular function: ATP-dependent protein folding chaperone; ATP binding. Bases 237 to 3161 code for a protein of 974 amino acids.